AGAAAAAUCAGGCUGGCUUAUCCUCGAGGCGUCCACACUCCUCGCCGCUGAGCCAGCCAGCUGAGCUGACUCCAUGGCCGCCACUGUCGCCCCACCGGCGGCCCCGCCGCCCACCUCCGCCACCAUCCGCUCCCUCACCGCCGCGGGGAACCACGCCGCCGCCCUCCGCGCGCUCUCCUCCCUCUCGGCCUCCUCCGCGCAGCUCGACCACUUCGCGCUCCCGCCGGCCAUCAAGUCCGCUGCCGCGCUCCGGGACGGCCGCGCCGCGCGCGCGCUCCACGCGGCCGCCCUCCGCCGCGCGCUCCUCCACCGCCCCACCCCGGCCGCCGGCAACGCGCUCCUCACCGCCUACGCGCGCUGCGGCGACCUCGACGCGGCCCUCGCGCUCUUCGCCGCCACGCCGACGGAGCUCCGCGACGCCGUCUCCUACAACUCGCUCAUCUCCGCGCUCUGCCUGUUCCGGCAGUGGGAGCGCGCGCUCGACGCCCUCCGGGGCAUGCUCGCCGAGGGCCGCCACGACGUCAGCUCCUUCACCCUCGUCAGCGUGCUGCUCGCCUGCUCCCACCUCGCCGGCGACGACGGCCGCCGCCUCGGCCGCGAGGCCCACGCCUUCGCGCUCAAGCACGGCUUCCUCGACGCGGGCCGCGAGCGCUUCCCCUUCAACGCGCUGCUCUCCAUGUACGCGCGCCUCGGCCUCGUCGACGACGCGCAGACGCUCUUCCGCAACACCGCGGCCGCGUUCUCCCCCGGCGGCGGCGACGUCGUGACGUGGAACACCAUGAUAAGCCUGCUCGUGCAGGGCGGCCGGUGCGGCGAGGCCGUGGAGGUGCUCCACGACAUGGUGGCCCUCGCCGUGCGGCCGGACGGCGUGACGUUCGCGAGCGCGCUCCCGGCGUGCUCGCGGCUGGAGAUGCUCGCCCUCGGCAGGGAGAUCCACGCCGUCGUCCUCAAGGACGGCGACCUCGCCGCCAACUCGUUCGUGGCGAGCGCGCUGGUGGACAUGUACGCCGGCAACGAGCGGGUGGGCAACGCGCGGAGGGUGUUCGACAUGGUGCCGGAGCCCGGGCGGCAGCUGGGCAUGUGGAACGCCAUGAUCUGCGGCUACGCGCAGGCCGGCAUGGACGCGGAGGCGCUCCAGCUCUUCUCGCGGAUGGAGGCGGAGGCCGGGUGCGCGCCCAGCGAGACCACCAUGUCCGGCGUGCUCCCGGCGUGCGCGCGCUCCGAGGGGCUCGCCGGCAAGGAGGCCAUGCACGGGUACGUGGUGAAGCGCGGCAUGGCGGGCAACCGGUUCGUGCAGAACGCGCUCAUGGACAUGUACGCGCGCCUCGGCGAGAUGGACGUGGCGCGCCGGAUCUUCGCCAUGAUCGACCCCCGCGACGUCGUGUCCUGGAACACCCUCAUCACCGGUUGCGUCGUGCAGGGGCACAUCGCCGACGCGUUCCAGCUCGUCGCGGAGAUGCAGCUGUCAUCAUCAUCAUCAAUGGAAGAAGAUGCCAUUGUCAUGCCAAACAACAUCACGCUGAUGACGCUCCUGCCGGGGUGCGCGGCUCUGGCGGCGCCGGCGAGGGGGAAGGAGAUCCACGGGUACGCGGUGCGGCACGCGCUGGAGUCGGACAUCGCCGUGGGCAGCGCGCUGGUGGACAUGUACGCCAAGUGCGGCUGCCUGGCGGCGUCGAGGGCGGUGUUCGACCGGCUGCCGAGGAGGAACGUCAUCACCUGGAACGUCCUCAUCAUGGCCUACGGGAUGCACGGGCUCGGCGGCGACGCGGUGGCGCUCUUCGACCAGAUGGCGGCGGGCGGCGAGGCGGCGCCCAACGAGGUCACCUUCAUCGCCGCCCUGGCGGCGUGCAGCCACUCCGGGCUGGUCGACCGCGGGCUGGAGCUGUUCCGCGGCAUGGAGAGGGACCACGGCGUGAAGCCGACGCCGGACCUCCACGCCUGCGUCGUCGACGUGCUCGGCCGGGCGGGGAGGCUCGACGAGGCGUACAACAUCAUCACCUCCAUGCAGCCCGGCGAGCACCAGGUGUCGGCGUGGAGCAGCCUGCUGGGCGCGUGCCGGCUGCACCGGAACGUGUCGCUCGGCGAGGUCGCCGCCGAGCGGCUCUUCGAGCUGGAGCCCGACGAGGCCAGCCACUACGUGCUGCUCUGCAACAUCUACUCGGCCGCCGGGAUGUGGGAGAAGUCGGUGGCGGUGCGGGCGAGGAUGCGGCGGCAGGGCGUGGCCAAGGAGCCCGGGUGCAGCUGGAUCGAGCUCGACGGCGCGAUCCACCGGUUCAUGGCCGGCGAGUCAUCCCACCCGGCGAGCGCCGAGGUGCACGCGCACAUGGACGCGCUCUGGGAGCGGAUGCGGCGCGAGGGGUACGCGCCGGACACAUCGUGCGUGCUCCACGACGUCGGCGAGGCCGAGAAGGCGGCGAUGCUCCGGUACCACAGCGAGAAGCUCGCCAUCGCCUUCGGGCUGCUGCGGGCGCCGGCCGGCGCCGCCAUCAGGGUGGCCAAGAACCUGAGGGUGUGCAACGACUGCCAUGAGGCGGCCAAGUUCAUUUCAAAGAUGGUUGGGCGGGAGAUUGUGCUCAGGGAUGUCAGGAGGUUCCACCAUUUCCGGGAUGGCUCCUGCUCCUGUGGGGACUAUUGGUAGAACACACGACCACUAAAAAUUGUGUCUAGACCAUCAAAACAGCAUCAACUUGACAAAAUCACAGGAAAUAUUCUUUACUUAGGAUAUCAUAUCAGGCUGUAUCUGGAUUUUUUAUGAAGUGAAAUAGUUAAUAAUUA
Messenger RNA from Aegilops tauschii subsp. strangulata, 2775 nucleotides. Its product is annotated as pentatricopeptide repeat-containing protein At3g57430, chloroplastic. Gene Ontology annotation, molecular function: zinc ion binding; protein binding; RNA binding. Lineage: Eukaryota; Viridiplantae; Streptophyta; Magnoliopsida; Poales; Poaceae. Gene Ontology annotation, biological process: RNA modification. The record is from RefSeq and is a predicted model, not a curated record.